CAACAUUCAAAACCCGCCCUAAUCUUCGCAACCCACCUCGAGUAGGCAAUUUCAACACAUCACAACCAAGCCACUCAUCCGACAAAAUGCCUACCAGACUGUCGAAGACCAGGAAGCACCGUGGCCACGUCUCGGCCGGUCACGGUCGUGUUGGUAAGCACCGCAAGCAUCCCGGUGGUCGUGGUAUGGCCGGUGGUCAGCACCACCACCGAACGAACAUCGACAAAUACCAUCCUGGUUACUUCGGUAAGGUCGGUAUGCGAUACUUCCACAAGCAACAGAACCACUUCUGGAAGCCUAUCAUCAACCUCGACAAGCUGUGGUCGCUCAUCCCCACUGAGACCCGCGAGGCUUAUCUGUCCGGCGAGAAGAAGGACACCGUCCCCGUCAUCGACCUCCUUCCCCUAGGCUACUCCAAGGUCCUCGGCAAGGGCCGAAUUCCCGAAGUCCCUCUAGUUGUCCGAGCAAGAUGGGUCAGCAAGUUGGCGGAGAAGAAGAUCACGGAGGCUGGUGGUGUUGUUGAGCUGGUCGCGUAAGGAUGCGUAGGCGGGAUGGUUUCUAUUUGCGGAACAAGGGAACGGAUACCUGACGUUUGGGACGGUUGUAACUCACGGACCUGCACAUAUAGCAGGUAGUCUUCGGUUUUCUCGAGCAUCGCAUGGCAUGAUCGGAUUCUACGAAAGGGAGUUCAGCUGAAUACAAAAAAUGCAUUUUACCCAAUUCAGAAGGCGACCUAGCGCCUAAUUACGAUUUUCAGGAGCUGGACAGAGAGGCUUGCCGAAGGUGCCUCGGUCCUGUAGAGUACUAGGCUAGGUAUCCAAGGCCGUAUGUACUCUUCCCUUUAGUGGAUAAUUGCUGCAGAUAGCAGUUCUGACCGUAGUGAACGAGUACGGACUGCCUCUGAUACUUAAUGUUCCGAAUGUGAGAUGACUUUGAACACCGUCCAAAUGCCCGGAGGUCGUAAUCUAACA
This is a messenger RNA of Daldinia loculata, 971 nucleotides long. Its product is annotated as ribosomal protein L18e/L15P. Gene Ontology annotation, molecular function: structural constituent of ribosome. The record is from RefSeq and is a predicted model, not a curated record. Gene Ontology annotation, biological process: translation. Gene Ontology annotation, cellular component: cytosolic large ribosomal subunit; ribosome. NCBI's taxonomy places the organism in Eukaryota, Fungi, Ascomycota, Sordariomycetes, Xylariales, Hypoxylaceae. Bases 87 to 536 code for a protein of 149 amino acids. The transcript is spliced from 3 exons.